This is a messenger RNA of Colletotrichum graminicola M1.001, 180 nucleotides long. RefSeq lists its product as uncharacterized. The coding region runs from base 1 to 180 and encodes 59 amino acids. The record is from RefSeq and is a predicted model, not a curated record. NCBI's taxonomy places the organism in Eukaryota, Fungi, Ascomycota, Sordariomycetes, Glomerellales, Glomerellaceae. The transcript is spliced from 2 exons.
AUGACCACAACAGCACAUAACUUUUUUCCAGGCUCAGUUGAGCAGGUUGAGUUAUGCACGCUGGAUCUUUCGUCCAUCGUUCCACUAUCGACUCUGCUCUCCCCCAUGAACGAAAGCGAUCGUCUGCACAAGCACCAGACACACGCGGAUCCCGGUCCUUCGACCCCCCUGCCAGUGUGA